This is a messenger RNA of Cicer arietinum (chickpea), 929 nucleotides long. RefSeq names its product large ribosomal subunit protein uL6c. Lineage: Eukaryota; Viridiplantae; Streptophyta; Magnoliopsida; Fabales; Fabaceae. The record is from RefSeq and is a predicted model, not a curated record. Gene Ontology annotation, biological process: translation. Gene Ontology annotation, cellular component: ribosome. Gene Ontology annotation, molecular function: rRNA binding; structural constituent of ribosome.
CCGUGAGAAACAUAUUAGAAACAGUAAGAUAACACUGCAAGAAGAAGAUAACAUUGGAUAAGCCUUUUUAUUUUGUUCUCAAAUCUUUGCACAUUCUCAAAAUCUCUUUGUAACUAUGGCUUCCUCUGUUACCUCCUCUUUUCAAAUCAGCAAUUUUAAGUCUGUUUACUUGGGCGAGAGAAGUAAGCUCAGAGUUUCAAGUGCUCCUGCUACUCGUGUUGGUGUCUUUAGAAAGACUACAGAGUGUAAGGAGUCACGAAUUGGGAAGCAACCGAUUCCUGUUCCGUCCAAUGUUACAAUCAAAUUGGAAGGGCAGGAUAUACAAGUGAAAGGUCCUUUGGGAGAACUUUCGUUAACUUAUCCUCGAGAAGUUAAGGUUGAGAGGCAAGAUGAAGGGAUUUUAAAGGUCAGUAAGGCAGUCGAAACCAGAAGGGCGAAUCAAAUGCACGGGCUUUUCAGGACGCUUACGGAUAACUUGGUGGUUGGAGUAUCUAAAGGUUUCGAAAAGAAACUUCAACUUAUUGGUGUCGGUUAUCGUGCUAUGGUAGAAGGAAAUGAUGUAGUUUUGAAUCUUGGAUUUUCUCAUCCUGUCAAGAUGACAAUCCCUGAUGGACUCAAAGUGAAGGUGGAAGAAAACACUAAAAUCACAGUCAGUGGUUAUAACAAGUCUGACAUCGGCCAGUUUGCGGCUUCGAUUAGGAAAUGGAGACCUCCGGAACCAUACAAAGGUAAGGGUAUCAAAUAUGAAGAUGAAGUUGUAAGAAGAAAGGAAGGAAAAGCAGGGAAAAAGAAGUGAUGUGGGAUCUCAGUUUUCACUUUUAAAUUUAUCUAUUGUUUUUUAUUGUUGUUAGUGAUGGAAAUGUUAAAUAUACCUAGUAAAACAAAUUCAAAUUUAUUUUAUAAGCUAAGAUCAUUUGUUCUUCAAAGCA